CAGGCGAUGAUGAAAACAAAGAAUGAUACUACGCCCUGCGUCCACUUCCAUACAAACACGCAGCUUUGGUCUAAUCUACAAAACGAAAAUCCCAAUACACCCUCUCUUCUCACUCUUAAAUUCCCUGCAACCAUCCCCCUCUCCUUCCCCAUUCUUGGGGGCCUAAACCACUCUCUAACAAUUCUCUCUCUCUAACGUUCUUUCUCUCUCUCAAAUGCUUACUUUCCAUUAACGAAUCAACAAACUCAGUCUUGAAGGGUUCUGGGAACGAAGAGAGAGACGAUGGCUCCGAACGACAAUAACAGGCACUUUCAUAGGGAUAGUGGACCGCCUGCUGAAGUGGUCAUAGAUGCUCUUAAGAAGCCACAUGAGGUGGAGCAUCACCUUCCUGCCCCCAUGAUGACAGGCGGUUUGGAGUUCACCAGCCUCACUUACACUGUCAUAAAGAAGGAAAAAGUCGACGAAAAGUGGAUAUCAAGUGAAGUCGAUCUCCUCUCUGACAUCUCAGGUUAUGCUCCGAAAGGCUGUGUUACGGCGGUGAUGGGGCCGAGCGGGGCAGGGAAGUCGACGUUCUUGGAUGGUCUGGCAGGCCGCAUAGCAAGUGGUAGUUUGAGGGGCCGUGUAGCACUCGAUGGUGCCGAGAUGAACCCAAGUUUGGUGAAGAGAAUGUCUGCAUAUAUCAUGCAGGAUGAUCGCCUCUUUCCGAUGCUUACCGUGUAUGAGACUUUGAUGUUUGCGGCAGAUUUGAGGCUGGGGCCGAUACCGAGUUCAGAUAAGAAGCUGAGGGUCGAGAAGCUCAUCGAGCAGCUCGGGCUCACGGAUUCUCGCAACACGUACAUCGGCGACGAAGGCACCCGUGGUAUAUCUGGCGGUGAGCGACGGCGUGUCUCAAUCGGUAUUGACAUCAUCCAUGGCCCAUCCCUCCUCUUCCUCGAUGAGCCCACCUCCGGGCUCGACUCCACCAAUGCCUAUGGUGUCAUCGAAAAGGUCCAUCACAUUGCGCGCUCUGGAAGCACUGUAAUCCUAACCAUACACCAACCUUCCUCUCGAAUCCAACUCUUCCUUGACCACUUGAUCGUCCUCGCUCAAGGCCAGCUUAUCUAUCAGGGAUCCCCCAAAGACGUGGCCCACCACCUCGGUCGCAUGGGAAGGAGGGUCCCACCUGGCGAGAGCGCCACAGAGUAUUUAAUUGAUGUGAUCCAGGACUACAAUCGUUCUGAGCUUGGUGUAGGACCAAUUGCUGACUUUCGUCGUACUGGAGUGAGGCCACCGUUGCUUCCCGGGGCAACAGCUUUGCCAUCACCAUCGCCGAUGCCAGCGCGGGGCCCGCGAAACGCUUAUGAUCAUAGUGUGAGGCCCAAGUCACCAUGGAGCGGGACACAGAGCGGGGUGAUGGAGGCGCUUGGGUUGACGCGGCCCUCAGAUUGGAAGAGCAGGAAUCGGGCAAGCUUAUCUCCAAGCUACUACUACUCCAAGGCGAUCCUCUCAGGAACACCAACCCCUCGUAGCAGUGACUACACAGUAAAGGAAGCUGACUAUCUAACUCAAUAUACACCCCAAAACCCCUUCUUUGCCAGCCAUCUUGCACCAAAUUUCGCAAACCCCUUCCUCUCAGAGACUUGGGUCUUGAUGCGCCGCAACUUUGUUAACAUUCGCCGCACCCCGGAGCUCUUCCUCUCAAGACAAAUGGUCCUCACAGUCAUGGGCCUCAUGAUGGCCACCAUGUUCAUGAAACCUAAGGAUGACACCCAAGGAAUAACUGCACGCCUUAGUUUCUUCAUUUUCACUGUAUGCCUCUUCUUCUUCUCCUCUAAUGAUGCAGUCCCAGCAUUUAUCCAAGAACGCUUCAUCUUUGUUCGAGAAACCUCUCAUAAUGCCUAUCGUGCUUCGUCGUACGUGAUAUCGGGGCUCAUUACCUAUCUUCCCUUCCUGGCUCUACAGGCUGCUACUUACAGUGGCAUUGUCUGGUUUGCUUUGAGCUUAAGGGGAGAGUUCUUAUAUUUUCUCCUUGUCCUCUAUGUUUCUUUGAUAUCAACCAAUUCAUUUGUCAUGUUCGUGAGCUCGGUGGUGCCAAAUUAUAUAUUGGGAUAUGCAUCUGUGAUCGCUUUCACCGCAUUGUUCUUCCUGUUUUGCGGCUACUUCUUGAAUCAUGAUGCCAUACCAAGGGGGUGGCGUUGGAUGAAUGUGAUAUCCACCAUGAAAUAUCCUUAUGAAGGGCUACUGAUAAAUGAGUAUGCGACUACUGAUUGUUUUGCUAAAAUGGGGGAAAUUUGCAUUAUUAAAGGGACAAAUAUUUUAGAUGGGCUGGCCAUUACCACAGAAGAGAAGCAAAAAUGGUAUAGGGUGUUGUAUUUGAUUGGGUGGGCUAUAUUCUACAGGAUUCUAUUUUAUAUUGUUCUUAGGUUUGCUUCCAAAAACCAGAGGACAUGAAGGUGUAACUGUUGCAAGGGGAAGGUGGUACCUGUAAUAAGUUGGGUUUGGCUAAGGAGGGUAAUGAGGAGGCUUUUUCUUUUCUUUUCUCCCGUUUUUUUUGGUACAUUAUAUUUUGUGGCCAAUGGCUAUAACUCUCAAUGUUAUAAUUAUCAUUGUUUUUUUAUCUGAA
This is a messenger RNA of Amborella trichopoda, 2602 nucleotides long. RefSeq names its product ABC transporter G family member STR2. Gene Ontology annotation, biological process: transmembrane transport. Gene Ontology annotation, molecular function: ATP hydrolysis activity; ABC-type transporter activity; ATP binding. Gene Ontology annotation, cellular component: membrane. The record is from RefSeq and is a predicted model, not a curated record. Lineage: Eukaryota; Viridiplantae; Streptophyta; Magnoliopsida; Amborellales; Amborellaceae.